UUGGGAUCUUGACACAUUUCAUCAGUUGUGUUGCAGCAUCAAAAAUGGAAAGAAUAAGUCAGCUCUUUAAUGUUUCAUUAUCAAAAAAGUUUGUAAUUUUCAUUCUUAUUUGUACAUGUCUUCCUUUGACUAUUUUUCAACAUGUUCAGUCAUCUAAGAUGGAGAAAACAAUUUCCGAAUCUCAAGGAAUAUCCGAUAGUUUGAAUAGAGACCUGAGAAUCAGGAGAUCACUGGAGGGAUUUAUGUAUAGAACGAUAAAUUCGGCUCCUUGCUCCAAGUCUGGAAUGUUCUUGAAUGAGAAGAGAAAAAAUGGGAGAUGGUACUGGUACUGCUAUUUAGAUGAGAGUGGAAGACUGUCGUGGAUGACAAUGAGGUGUCCCAAUAAACGUUUGUUUGAUCCUUUGAUUCAGUUAUGUGUGACCAAUUUAACUACCACUACAGAAUCAGCUAUGACAACUGAAGGAACAACAUUGAUACCAUUAGUUACUACAACAAAAACUCCUUUAUCUCCUGGACCAACAUCUCUUUCUACAACAGAAGCUACAACAACGCAAGCAUCAUCAUUGGGAAUUUCAACUGGUACUACACCUGUAGGUACAACAUCAACUUCUUUACCAGUAUUAUCUCCAUAACAGAAUCUGCAGCAGCAAAUCAUCUCUGUAAGCAACUAAUUCUUUUAGUACACUUGCAGUUAUAUUACUUUCUGGACCAAUAACAUUAACGACAUUACCUUCUUUACAAACGUUAUCUAGUAUCACAGAAUCUUCACUACAACAUCGCACCAAUAAUAAAAAGGAAGUAUCACCGAAAGUAAUAGUUGUAAAGUAACACCGAAGUAAAGUAUCGAAAGUAGUGAAGUAACAGCCCGUGUAGAAAUUGCCAUAUCUAGGCCAUAACAUGGCAUGAAACACCUUCCCAGAUCGGGCCCAAGUUUGGUCAGACUUGGACC
Molecule: messenger RNA, 949 nt
Organism: Leptopilina heterotoma
Lineage: Eukaryota; Metazoa; Arthropoda; Insecta; Hymenoptera; Figitidae
Exons: 2
Coding region: 45-632 (195 amino acids)
Molecular function (GO): chitin binding
Source: RefSeq, a predicted model, not a curated record